AGUGACGUCACUGCCGGAAACUACCCGGAUCGGAACUUUAACUCCUGGGUUGACUCGUCUUUACCAGAAGCACCGAGGGCCGCCGAAAUAUGAUGUAAUAUCGAACCAGCCAAUCUAAAAAGGGACCCAAUACCAGGCGGCAAGAUGACGUGCCGCGACCGGACCCUCGAGUUUCAGUCAGCCUGCAAAUCUCUCCAGGGCAGACAGAAUGGUAUCCAGCCCAGUAAGCCAGCCCUCAGUGCCCUACGGCAGCGCAGUGACUUUACAGUCAUGGCUAAGAGAAUUGGAAAAGACCUCAGCAAUACAUUUGCCAAACUGGACAAGCUAACGAUUUUGGCAAAACGAAAAUCUUUGUUUGAUGAUAAAGCAGUGGAGAUCGAGGAGCUGACGUACAUCAUCAAGCAGGAUAUCAACAGCCUAAAUAAACAGAUAGCACAGCUGCAAGAUUUGGUUAGGUCACGAGGGUCUCCAGGUGGACGGCACAUCCAGACCCACUCCAACACUAUUGUGGUGUCAUUACAGUCUAAAUUGGCGUCGAUGUCCAAUGACUUCAAAUCUGUACUUGAAGUCCGAACAGAGAACCUGAAGCAGCAGCGCAGCAGGAGAGAGCAGUUCUCCCAGCCUCCUGUUUCGUCCUCUCCUAUGAUGGCCAACAACUUCAGAAGCCGCAAAAAAGGGGCCCAGGAGCCGCAUGCAGCUCGCGAGCCACGCAAUGACUACCAGGGCUAUACAACCGCAAAUUUAAAAGAGAGCUCGGUUUUGAUGCAGGACGAAUCCAGAAGUAUGGGAGACGUGGCCAUCGACAUGGACUCACACACCAAUCCCCUGCAGCUCCAGCUAAUAGAUGAGCAGGACUCGUACAUCCAGAGCAGAGCAGACACCAUGCAGAACAUUGAGAGCACCAUCGUGGAGCUGGGUUCCAUAUUCCAGCAGCUGGCUCAUAUGGUCAAAGAGCAGGAAGAGACAAUUCAGAGGAUUGAUGCCAACGUUGAGGACACACAGUUAAACGUGGAGGCUGCACACACAGAGAUCCUCAAAUAUUUCCAGUCCGUCUCCUCCAAUCGCUGGCUCAUGAUCAAGAUCUUUCUGGUCCUCAUUGUCUUUUUCAUCAUCUUCGUGGUCUUCUUUGCCUGAAGAAAGAGGCAUCUGAGGAAGAGAGACAAAAUCCAGACUGAGACGUUUCCAGACUUCUUUUGAAGGACUGACUUGAAUCCACUGUUGUCCAGAGACGCUCCAUAGCAUGAUGCAGUGGCCACAGAACGUUCUCCAGAUGAAAAGAAUAAAUCGUAUAAAAUCCCUAGUUGUAUAGAAUGAGUAGGCAUCUACUCUUAUUGACCAAUAAUGCAGAAAGCUGUAAUCACAAUGGUUCUAAUGUGAUGGUUUGAUUCUGCAAACUGUCUUUUAAUCUCUGAUUUUUGGUCUGCUUUAACCCCUGGAACAUGUGACCUUCAGAGCCAAACUAGAUUUUUUUCUUUUGUCUUCAUUUCGUGAUGGAAAACAUGCCUGGGUCACUCAUGGUAAAUCGCAUGUGAAAAAAGCUUUUCGCUGCUUUUGAUUUUCUUUUGCCAAACGAAUGGUCUCUCACACUAGACCGGAACUGCAGGGUUGGUCAUUUAAACACCAGAUUGGUCAUCCUGCUUUCUUCAUUGAAGGAAGUUAAAACUUCAGCCGGCGAUUUUAGAUUUUAAUAAGGUUGGACAUCGGUGCUUAUGAAGGGGUUUCGCUGGUUGUGUAGGCAACGUGGCUGACGUCUGCCAGGAUUCCCUGGAAGUGUCUGGUGUGAUGUCACUUUAGCUUUAUUUUUCUAAUGUACAGAAUGUUUAUUUAAAUGACCACGGCUUUGCGGAGGGAGAAAUCCCUUCCUCUCCUAAUUUCUAUCCUGCGUUUUUAGCCAAAUGCCUUGACUUGUAUGUAAAAAGUGCAAAUAGAGAGAUGAAGCUGUAAAAGAGAGUCCAUAUUGUUAUGACUUUAGGGAGCGGCAUGAAAGGCUGGUUGUGUUGGUUUAAAGAGGAUUAUGCAGUGGUGAUAUAAUUAGACACAACAAGACACGUGUCCUCACAGAUGAAGCGCGUCACUGCUCCGACUAAAUACCUGCCGAUUCAAGUUUUUUUUUUUCUUGUUUUUGUUUUUGUUCUGAAGCCACAAUGUGAUUUGUGAACAACGAUAUUGGACCAACAUGCAAAAAAUAAAGUCGUAAUCCCACUAAGGACUUUUUAAAGGAAAGUCUAUUAUUCUUUAAGUGAUGUGCUUUCUAUUUCCCUCUUGAUACUGAGAAAUAUCAACUUGCUUUAAGUGGUGGUGUAGCCUGUGUUCUACCACAACAGUGAAACGUUUACGCUCACUAGCAGAACAAAAAUUGAAUAGAACGCCGCCAUAGAUCAUCGGUGCUGUAAAGCUGUCUUUCUCCCCUUAGACAUUGUGUUCAAAAGACUCUGAAUCAGGUGGAAGAAUGUGUGUUUACCAGAGAGGCUAGUUUACAUUGUACUUCCCUGAGCCCUCUACUGUUUUAGUUCAGGACAGGAUAACGUGUCACUCCAAAGCGUGCUUAUCCUAAGUUCUUGUCAAAUUUGUUUCCUAAACAAUAUUCUCAAACAGGUUUUGUGGUGGGUUCUAGGCUCCAUUCCACUUGCAGCAGAUAAACUCACAGGUAAAGGUGUU
Molecule: messenger RNA, 2658 nt
Organism: Synchiropus splendidus (mandarinfish)
Lineage: Eukaryota; Metazoa; Chordata; Actinopteri; Syngnathiformes; Callionymidae
Gene: stx5a
Product: syntaxin 5A
Exons: 12
Coding region: 145-1134 (329 amino acids)
Biological process (GO): endoplasmic reticulum to Golgi vesicle-mediated transport; vesicle fusion; intracellular protein transport
Cellular component (GO): SNARE complex; endomembrane system; Golgi membrane
Molecular function (GO): SNAP receptor activity; SNARE binding
Source: RefSeq, a predicted model, not a curated record